CUAUGGUUGAUUCGUAAUCCUGUUGGAUGGAUUUAUGGUCCUGAGUUCGAAUCCCAAAGGUAACAAAAGUUUAUUUUUCACAAUUCACACCUUUAUACAGUGAAUUCAUACGUGUUCUACAUAAAAUUCAUAUAUUAAAAAUUGCUCUUAUUUCUUAUUUUAAGACGUGCUCUCACGGUAGCCCACCCCUAUAUAUAUAUAUAUAUUACCUUAUUUAAUUAUCUUAUAUACAUGCAUGAACAGAUCUCGGAUGAUGGAAUCCCUCAGGAUGCGGCGAACUAUAGCACCUUCCUUCCACCUCCACAUGUGCAGAGAUGGAAGUUAUGUGUCAGAUAGGGAUGCCAGACUUGAUGCGGAGAUUCAUCGCGUUGCUGCUGAGACAGGACGAGAGGACAGACGCGAUGAGGUCUACUUGGAGGUCGUACGUCCCGGUAGGUCACGACUCUACGGCACUGGAAGUGCCGGUGUGAGCCAGUGUAGUAGGGGAUUUACUGGCAGUACAGGCACUUGCGGGAUGUCUCAGCAGAUGUAUGAGACUCGGAUCUCCACGUUGAAAGAGCGCCUCUAGAAGGCUGACGAGGAUAGGGCUGCAGCAAUUGCGGCCCAAGAAGCAGCACAUGAGGCCCUUGAGCAGCGGAUGGCUCAGUUCGAGGAGAUACUGAGGCGGUCGGGUCAGCUACCUUGAGCAGCACUUCUACGUAUCUAUAUCAUGUUGAACUAUUUUAUUUAUGUUA
Salvia miltiorrhiza (redroot sage) is the source of this 734-nucleotide messenger RNA. RefSeq lists its product as uncharacterized. NCBI's taxonomy places the organism in Eukaryota, Viridiplantae, Streptophyta, Magnoliopsida, Lamiales, Lamiaceae. Bases 236 to 568 code for a protein of 110 amino acids. The transcript has 2 exons. The record is from RefSeq and is a predicted model, not a curated record.